Molecule: messenger RNA, 2154 nt
Organism: Dinoponera quadriceps
Lineage: Eukaryota; Metazoa; Arthropoda; Insecta; Hymenoptera; Formicidae
Exons: 3
Coding region: 937-1473 (178 amino acids)
Source: RefSeq, a predicted model, not a curated record
AUAAAUCCUCAAAAGAUGCAGCGCCAACUCGGAAGUUAUAUCGAAUGACAUUUAAUAUUUGAAAUUUACGUGAUAUAGAGAAAAGUUGGAUGAAUACAUAAUGAUAUACUAACAAUUAGACAAGAGAAGUACGAUUGUUACAAUCAGAGCGUUUCGACCCUCACGUAGAUCUUUUUCCACGAAAACAUCUGUUUAUAAACAUAAAUUUGAAUGCUAAGAACAUUCGAACGUGCUAAGGUUAUUCAGCCUGAAGGUAGACAUACACUGAGUGAACAAAUAACGAAUAAACAGUGAAUGUAUAAUAUGAAUGUGUAUAUUUGCGAUUAAGCACGUAAGUAUUUUCUUUGAUAAAUCAUCUUAUGAGUAAGCCGGCCCGAAAUGUUCUAUUCGAAUUCGUUAUGGCUUAUACGUUUUUAAUCUUUUACAACGAAAGUUUGCAUUUACUGUACAUUCCUUGUUCGUUCCUUCAGUUCACUCAGUGUAUACCCAGCUUAAGAAAUCUUCUAUAUUCAAAAAACCCCAAACAAAAUAUUACGUUGUCCUACCGUAAGAUUAAUAUAAAAGAAAUAUAUCCGUGAUAUGAUUUUCUAAAUACAUAGUUCUCUACGACAAUCUUUAUCAACAGUGUUCCUGGUUUUAUAUAUUCCUCGCGUAAUUUUAUGUAGGUAAGUAAAUAAUGCCACUUCAGAUUUCUUUCAGAUCCUUCCACUAGAUGUUGACAUAUUUCAGAUUUAAACAAUUGGUACGUAAAGUCUUACAUUACAUCAAAGAAAACACAAAAUCCUUUUAUAUAAAACGUCUUUAAGACGUCUCAACGAAAGGAAAAGUAUAACAGCCAACACGGCUCUGUCCAUACAUCGUAAGUUUCAUGUUUUCAUGUAUACAAUUAACAAUUUAAUUAUUUUAUCGUUUUUGCGAUAAGCUAUAUAUUGUUCAAUGAUGUCAAUAUUAUAUAUUCGUUUAAGUGGCACAUAUCUCAAUAUGGAUGCGAUUGGAAUGGUUGCGUACUCUCUCAAGAUAUAUUUUUCAUUGGAAUUAUUAAUAACUCCACUUGAAGUAAUUGUCAGUUAUACAUGCAGUAAUAAGAUUGUAAAAUUCAUGCUUUAUGAAGUAAUAACUACGAUGCAACAAUGCAUACUGAAUUACCAAAUCACUGCAGCUACAAUGAAUGAACCAAUAAUGUUUGCAACCAGUACCUUUAUAGUAAUGUUAAUAUGGUUAACACGCUGGCGCACUAUAGAAGGUUCUCCUAACGUAAUAUUUGAGUAUAUGCUAAUAUAUACAAGAAUGCGCAAAUAUGGUAUAUUUAUAAUAUUAGCUAAAAUGCUGGGCGGUUACAUCGCAUUCAAAGUUACGCGUGUAAUAUGGGACUAUUUAGAAACAGGAUACACGUCAGUAGGUUGCUCUGCAAUAUUUGAUGAGGAUUCUACACUAUCGGCAGUUUCAAUAAUUCAAUAUUGGGAUAUUGUGUGAGAUUCGGUUGUUCAGAAGUUGAUAAUUAUCAAAAUAUAUUAGUUUAUUGGUUCGCUCCUUUUUAUGGAUCUUUUUGUGCUCUGUUUAUAUUUUACGAAUGCAGUCAAUUAGUAAUUAAAACACGUUUAUUAAAGCUUACUGAUAUAAAAGAUAAUUAUAAUUACAAUGCCAAAAUAUUUUUUGCACUUGAUGACGAGCAUCAUGAGUUAUUUUCACAAGUGGAACAUUAAGUACAUAUUUAAAUAAUCGGUUAUAUAUUUAUUUUAUAAUAAUAUUUGUAAAUUUUUCUUGCAAAUAGUUACCUGUAACUCUUACAUCAUCAUACACGCGCAUAUAUGGAAAGCGAACGUAUUUGGAAACACAUAUUCCCGUUCUCAGUGAUCGUGUUUGCAGGCCGUCCGUCAUCUAUAGCAGUAAUUUAACGCGUAAAUAAUACACUCUCAAAUAAAAUAAAAAAGUUCAAUUAAUAAUAUAAAAUAUUCAAUCGUGUGUGUUAACUAUAUGAGAAUAAUAUAUAAUACUAUUGUGUUUAUUAUAAAUAAUCUUCAACGCUUACAAUUUAGGUUAAAUAGAAUAAAAGGAGGAGUAAGCGUUUUCUAUCAUUGAUACAAGAUUCUUGCAAUUAUUGGCAUAAUUAUAAAAAAGGUAUAUUUAUCGAUAUCUAAAAUGCACAUUUUAAUA